UUCAGGAAACGGAUGCAUUCAACGUUACGAUGCGCAGUUCAAGCAGGCAAGUGCUUGCGAAAUGUGGUAAACGGUCAGUGGGUCACUUCACACUAUCUAAAAUGUCCAAGAGAAAAGGAUGUUCGUUGGGCUAAAGUUGACAUGAAACGAGAAGUGGAAAGUUAUGAUAUUGUUAUUGUGGGUGCUGGACCAGCUGGUUUAUCAUCAGCUAUUCGUUUUAAGCAACUUUCGAAAGAGAAUAAUAAGGAUAUUCGCGUUUGUGUGGUAGAGAAAGGAGCUGAAGUUGGUGCACACACAUUGUCUGGUGCAGUGAUUGAUGUUAGAGCCUUGGAUGAACUUUUUCCAAAUUGGAAAGAAAUGGAUGCUCCCGUCUAUCAGAAAGUUACUUCUCAGUCGAUGGCGAUUUUGACAAAAAAUGGUCGAUAUGCUUUGCCGUUUAUUCGCGGAGGCCCACUUAACAAUAUGGGGAAUUAUAUUGUCAGGUUAGGCCACCUCGUAAAAUGGCUAGGCGAAAGAGCAGUAGAAAUGGGAGUAGAAAUUUAUCCCGGAAUAGCAGCUCAGGAAAUUCUAUUUCAUGAAGAUGAAAGUGUUAAAGGCAUUGCGACAGCUGACGUUGGGAUAAUGAAGGAUGGUGCUCCAAAGAAGAAUUUUCAACGAGGCAUGGAGUUACACGCAAAAUGUACAAUAUUUGCUGAAGGUUGCCGUGGACAUCUUACCAAUUUCAUAAUGGAGAAGUAUCGCUUGCAAGAAGAAUGCGAUCCAAUGACUUAUGGCCUUGGUUUUAAAGAGUUAUGGUUAAUUGAUAAAUCAAAGCACAAACCCGGUUACGUGGAACACACCAUCGGGUAUCCACUGGACCUUCAAAGCCAUGGUGGAUCAUUUAUGUAUCACAUCGAAGAUAAUGGGCAGCCUCUUGUCUCUCUUGGCCUUAUAAUAGGCCUGAAUUACAAGAAUCCUUACACAAAUUUGUAUCAGGAAUUCCAGUUGUUUAAAUCGCAUCCGUCCAUUCGUCAUUAUCUUGAGGGAGGAGAACGAAUCGCUUAUGGUGCUAGAGCAGUGAAUGAAGGUGGAUAUCAAGCUGUACCACAGCUAACUGUGCCUGGUGGAUGUUUAGUUGGUUGUGCAGCAGGACUAAUGAAUCCAGCAAAGAUUAAAGGUGUUCAUAAUGCCAUGAAAAGUGGUAUGGUUGCAGCGGAAACCAUACUGGAUGAUUUAGGUCCGCAAACGCGAACAGUAAUUCCGGAAGAGUUCGAGCCAAAACUGUACAAAACCUAUGUAAUGAAAGAAAUGCAACAAAUGCGCAAUAUUCGUCCGUCUUUCGGUAGUCGUUUUGGGUGGAUUGUUGGCUUACCGUACAGUGCAUUUUUCUAUAUAUUACUUCGUGGAAAGGAACCAUGGACUUUUAAAAAUAAAAUAGAAGACUGGUUUCAAACAGAUUCAGCGUGGAAAUCAAAAUCAGUUAACUACCCGAAACCUGAUGGCAAAGUAACGUUUGAUAUAUUGUCUUCGGUAGCGCUGACCGGUACAAAUCAUGAAGAAAAUCAGCCGUCUCAUCUGUUAUUGAGAAAUGAUGCUGAUGCUGAGUUAACUACAUGGCGUAGAUUUGCUGGCAUGACCGAGCGAUUUUGUCCAGCAGAAAAAUGAAGCUCUUGAUGCGCUAUACUCCACUGUUCUGUAUCAUUUUCAUCUAAGGACAGGUGUUUAUGAAUAUGUGCCGUGCGAAACUAGACUCGAUACCAGAAGGCUUCAAAUAAAUUUCCAGAACUGUAUUCACUGCAAAACAUGUGACAUCAAGGAGCCACGCAAUAAUAUUCAGUGGGUUGCACCAGAAGGAGGCAAUGGUCCGAAAUACAAUGGGAUGUGAUGAUCAGAACUAUCAGGCUUCUCGCUGAGCUAUUUCGGCCAAAAUACUUCAAUUUUAUUUUGGAAAGCUUCAAAUACAAUUUUAAGGAUCAAUUUAUGUUUCGGUGCUUUUACUGCUUUUAGAUUCAAUUUGACUGAAAAUGGUGUGAUAUUCUGUUAUUCCUUGUUGAUACGCUCUUUCACUGUUGAAUUUUGUUAACCUUUAAUCAUUCGUUUUUCCAGAUCAUAUAAGAGAUUUCCGAUUGCAUUUCCCUCAAAAAUCGAACCUUUCGGGUCUCUUAGCUCUUCAACAUAUGGUCCAUUAAGCUGGUUUUUCUGAUUUGAAAACCAUUCCGCA
This is a messenger RNA of Loa loa (African eye worm), 2200 nucleotides long. Its product is annotated as lethal protein, variant. NCBI's taxonomy places the organism in Eukaryota, Metazoa, Nematoda, Chromadorea, Rhabditida, Onchocercidae. Gene Ontology annotation, molecular function: electron-transferring-flavoprotein dehydrogenase activity; iron-sulfur cluster binding. The transcript is spliced from 13 exons. Bases 13 to 1644 code for a protein of 543 amino acids. The record is from RefSeq and is a predicted model, not a curated record. Gene Ontology annotation, cellular component: mitochondrial inner membrane. Gene Ontology annotation, biological process: electron transport chain.